Messenger RNA from Ochlerotatus camptorhynchus, 4103 nucleotides. Its product is annotated as retinoblastoma-like protein 1. The transcript has 9 exons. NCBI's taxonomy places the organism in Eukaryota, Metazoa, Arthropoda, Insecta, Diptera, Culicidae. Bases 372 to 3359 code for a protein of 995 amino acids. The record is from RefSeq and is a predicted model, not a curated record. Gene Ontology annotation, molecular function: RNA polymerase II transcription regulatory region sequence-specific DNA binding. Gene Ontology annotation, cellular component: chromatin; nucleus; transcription regulator complex. Gene Ontology annotation, biological process: negative regulation of G1/S transition of mitotic cell cycle; regulation of transcription by RNA polymerase II; cell differentiation.
AGCUGUCAAAGGUGCGUGGUGCUUGUUCUUGGUGUUCUUCUCCAUAAAAUAUGUUGGUCGGUUCGGCAUCAUCGCGCAUAAAACUACUGUGAGCAAACCCGCUGCCGCAUUCAUCGUCAAAAGUUUGAUGGCACCGGAUCCUACGGCGUAGAGGUUUUCAUCGCAUCUCCGAGUGUCCGACCGUGACAGGCUGCCCUGGAGUUGGUCGGAUUUGCGAACCGGUUCCGCGCGAGUGGUUUUUUAAAUUUAAUUCCUGGUGCUUGGGAUUGUGCGGCCACGGGAAAAACGGGUUCCGUGGUGAAUGGUUUUGAAAUUUAUCUUCCAGCCAGUGUUUGAAGAGUAGUGUAUAGAAGGGAAGAAGGGCGUGAAACAUGACGAACAUGAGUGAAGGUGAAAAACUUCGGGCUGACCAUCGGGACAUCUGCGGGCAGCUGAACAUCGAUGCGGCGACGGAGGAAAAAUCCUGGAACUCGUUCCAAGAAGUUCGCAGGACGUACAAUUUGGAUGGUGAUCCACUGCACUGGCAGUGCUGUGCACUGUACAUCACCUGCCGAACGACGGUUACGCCCACCGUAGGGAACACCAAUUCCGUACUACAAGGCAACUGCGUCUCGAUGACGCGACUGCUAAGGCUGAGUAAGAUCAAUCUUAAUGAAUUCUUUAAAAAAAUCAACAACUGGGUGGGGAUGACCUCGCAACCGGACGAGUGCCGCAAUGCCAUCAGCAAUCUGCAGCACAAUUUCAUCGUUUCGAUGUCGAUCUAUCAGAAGUAUCGCGAGGUGUUCUCCACCAUUUUCCUGGCUCCCAGCGAAGACGAGCAGAAGCGCGGCAAGAAGUCCAAACCUCAACCGUGCAGUCCGAAUCGGUUGUUCAAGUUCUGCUGGAAGCUGUUCAUCUGUGCCAAGGCGGAGUAUCCGGAACAGAACGGAGACUUGGUUACUUCGUAUAACAUGCUGCUGUGCUGUUUGGAUCUGGUAUAUGCCAACGCAAUCACCGACGGCCGUACAGAUCUGGUCAAUCCGAGCUUCCCUGGUUUGCCGGAGAAUUUUCUCACAGGAGGCGAGAUCCCACCAGAACCGGUGUGCAUUAUCGAGGAGCUCAAGGAAGAGAAUUCCAGUUCUGUAAUAAUGACAACGAGGAGUACAAGCUGGCAGAAUGCAAUCAACGGAUUUUUCCGGACAGGCGUCCUCCGGGGAAAUGCCGAAACUUUCAUGGAGCUCAUCACGGUGCCGAACUUUGAGGAUAAUCUCAAGGCACUGGACAGCCUGUACAAUACGUUCAUAUUGAGCUGUGGAGAAUUUGACGAGGGAAUUGCUCUUGAGCAAAAGACUCCGGAUGGUGGAUUCUCCGCUUCCAUCAAAUCAGAACUGUCCAUGUCCGCAUCCGGAACACCAGAACGAAUUCAACUCUGCCAGCAAACUCCGCUGAACGGUCGUAGCCGAAAUGCCGCUAACGACGGCAGUAAAUUCACUCCCAUAUCUACCGCAAAUGCCUCGGUAACCAUGCUUCGCCUGAGGCUGAGCGGCUACACCGGUGAACCGCAGGGUUCUCUCAAGGAGCUGUUCAAGACGUGCGCCGUGGAUCCGAGCAACAUCGUGAGAGUGCGCCUAGGUGCAAUGAGAGAUAAAUUCUCCAGCUAUAUGCGGGAACAAAAGUGGAGCAAUAGGGCCAUAGCUGUCCGAUUCGACAUGACUGAAGCGCUGUACUAUCGGCUGCUGGAGAACAUUAUCCGAGCGGAGCAGCGACGGCGCCAAAUCAAUCUCGUGCGGGAACUGUGCUGCGAGGACAUGUUCAAUCAAACGCUGCUGGUGUGCAGUGCGGAAAUUGUCAACUAUGCCCACAAUUUGCAGCAGAAUUUUCCCUGCAUUCUGAACGUGUUCGAAAUGGCACCGUUCAUUUUCUAUCGGAUCAUCGAGGUGGUGGUCUUGCACCACAACGACCUCCUAUCCGGAGAGAUUAUCAAGCACCUUACGAUUAUCGAAAACCAGUGCAUCGAAUCGCUAGCCUGGGCAAGUUCGUCGCCUUUAUGGCGCGCGAUGGAAAACAUCAACUACAAAGUGCCUACCGCACAGGAGGUGGAAUCGUCCACCGAUCUGUCGGGCAUAACUCCGCACAAACCCGGCGAAAGUGUCACCAAGAUCAACGGGCAGCUAAUGCUAGAAUCCACACCGUCGACGUCGAUGGCGACGCCCUCUGGAAGCAGUGGUCCGGGUAAUGGGCGAAAAAUUCCCAAUCCGGAUUCCGCCAAAAAGCGCCUGUUCAGGAUGGACGACGACGAACCGGCUAAACCGGAUACAUCCGAAGGCAAGGACGCAACAGCAACAGAAGCAGCUGAAGGCCCGAAGGAAAAGAAGGAGCCACCAAAAGAUCUGGUCGCACCCCGCGUAAACCAACCGUUCCCCACGACGCUUGGAUUUUUUUCUCCGCUGAAGCUUCCCGUUCCGAACGGAUCACUGUCGAAGCGAAGGCCCGGAGCUGCUUCAUUGAAUCUUUUCUUCCGGAAGUACUACUCGACGGCGGCGCUACGCAUGAACCACCUGUGCACACACCUGAACCUACUGUCGGCGGACAUAAUCAAGCAGAUCUGGACCAUCUUCGAGUACUCGAUCGUCAACUGUACGAAGGAACUGAUGCGCGAUCGCCACCUAGAUCAGAUGGUGAUGUGUUCGAUCUAUCUGUUUGCCAGAAUAAAAAAAAUAAACCACAAAUUCGCCGAAAUCAUGAAGGUGUACCGCACCCUACCGCAGUCGUACAGUCACGUGUACCGGAGCGUAUUCAUUUCCCGUCUAACAGCGGAUCAACAACAACAGCAGCAGCAGCAACAACAAUCGCAAUAUGGGCAUGGCAAUAGAGAAGGGGGUGAAGAUACCCGUCGAGUGCAGCCGGGUGACAUGGCCGGUGUUUCCGUGCAGCAUGGCGGCGAAGAACGGGGCGACAUCAUCCAGUUCUACAAUACGGUGUACAUCAAAGUGAUGCAAAAUAUAGCGAUUCAGUUUGGAAAUGAGGAUGAGCGUUCCUUGAUCCUGUCUCCAAUUCCGAGAGCAACCAAUCGAAGCGUACUGUUGUCACCGAAACAGGUGGAUGGGCGAAUUUCGCUGUACGUCACUCCGAUGGACAAAACCAAUGACCUGAAGGAGUCGCCCAAUGCGCGCACGUUCCAUUUCGAUCGCAGUCCGGCAAAGUUUCCUCCUCAGGAUCUACAGGAAAUCAACCGUAUCGUGAGCAGUGCCCCGGUGAACUCCUGCAAACGUAGCCUCAGCAAUCCGGACUCGUACCAACAGCGUACGAUGAAAACCAAAAAAUGGGACCGGCUCAUCUCAGACCGCCAGCAGCAAGAAAACAAUGGCAAUGCCAAGUAGAAGUUAGCUACUCUUAGGCGCUUAAAGUAGACGGAGCAGUGCGGAAGAAUCACGUUUUCAAGUUUUUAAUUUUCACCAAUUGCACAUUUUAACCACAAUUUUAUAUAAACACAAAUAUUCAUUACUGUUUUAUCCCAUAGUGGAAUAGAUUUGAAACUUAAAGCUUAAAAUUUCGUUCGAUUAAUUGGACAACAGAAAUACCGCAGCAUGUUGCUGCACAAAUUCGCAUUCGAUAGCGGGAACCGAAUCAACAACAAAAAAAAAACUCAACCAAUCGUUACAAGGCUAAUUGAUCUCAAAAUCGGGUUGUUUCAUAUUUAAUAACCUUUAGCUAUAUUUAUUUAUUUAAACUCAGACGAAUUUGUUUGUUAGUUAAAAAUUUUAAUCGUAUUAUCGUGCAAAGAAAACUCGUUUGUAACACACCCGCCCGACCACGGUACACCGUGUCCAAGGUUGAGAUUCCGUCUACCAUUAUACCUGGAACCUACCUAUUUGAAAUAUUCCCGAGCGGACCUGCACACUUUUCCCACAUUUUCUCCGUUGAAGCAUAAACUAUUCGUAAAAAAAAACAAAACAAUUUGAAACAUUUUUUCACCAAACGCGAAAUUGAACUCCCAUAGUACUCGGUAUCGAAUGCGGAUAGGGUGCAAACAUUUGAAAAUUGUAAUUACCUGCUUGAUCGUGAUUGGCUUAAUUUGGAAGGCACAUAAUGCUAGUUAAUAUAUUAUUACCACUAUUGAAUAA